CCGAGAGCAGGGGCCCCCUCCCCGCCUCCCUCUCGCAGCCCCUCUCCGCCAGUAGCAAAGCUGCUGUCUUCCCACAGGAGGACUUGGGAGGACGCUGGAGUCUGCAGCGCCCCCGCCCCCUCGCUUUUUCUUUCUUUCCUUGCUUUGGGAUCUUGCUGCUGGAGCCGGGAGAGAUUCUGAGAAGACAAGAGCGAGGGACUGAGCGCAGGCUUCCGCUGCGGCGCGCGAACAUAGCCGGGGCCACAACAUCUCCGGCGUCCCCUCCAGCGCCUCGCCACCCCGGCAGAAAUGUGAAGAGGGAAAGCCCCCAGCGCCGCCGCCCGCCCUCGAAGGCGUCCCGGACAGCGUCCUGGCGACCCGCGGCUGGAGCCCCUGUCCCCGCAGCACAGCGGGACUGGAGCGGCAAGGUGCACCGGGUGCCGCUUCCCGGCUCCCACUCUUCGGAAAGAGCGCGGUGGGGAUCAGCGCCUUCCCAGCACUCGGCACAACUCCGGGACCAGCGGCGCGCGGCUGGACCGAGUCCCGCUUCCCGCCAGCUCACCCGGAGUGGGGUGCAGCCCCUGUCCGCACGCCUGCACCCCUUGUUGCUCUAGCUUGCCAGAACCUGCGGCUCCUCCACGCCCAGGUAGUGAGCCCGGCGGCUACAGGUCUCUGCAGCGCCCUCGGCCCCGUGGACAGCGCACCCGGCACCAUUCCCUAAGUGCCGGCGCCGCAGCCGUCCAAGCUGCGCACUGGGGUCCCUCGGCUCGCCCCGCUCUGGGGUGUCGGAGAGGCCGGGGAGCGUUCACCAUGAAGUCCGUGCUGUUCACCCGCUUCUUCAUUCUCCUGCCCUGGAUCCUAAUUGUCAUCAUCAUGCUGGACGUGGACACGCGCAGGCCUGCGACCCCGAUCACCCCGCGCCCCUACUUCUCUCCCUACGCGGUGGGCCGCGGGGGCGCCCGACUGCCGCUCCGUAGGGGCGGGCCGGCGCACGGGACCGAAAAGCGCAACCAGUCUCGGCCACAGCCGCAGCCCGAGCCGCAGCUGCCCACCAUCUAUGCCAUCACGCCCACCUACAGCCGCCCGGUGCAGAAAGCGGAGCUGACCCGCCUGGCCAACACGUUCCGCCAGGUGGCGCAGCUGCACUGGAUCCUGGUGGAGGACGCGGCGGCGCGCAGCGAGCUGGUGAGCCGCUUCCUGGCGCGGGCCGGGCUGCCCAGCACGCACCUGCACGUGCCCACGCCGCGGCGCUACAAGCGGCCCGGGCUGCCGCGCGCCACCGAGCAGCGUAACGCGGGCCUUGCCUGGCUGCGCCAAAGGCACCAGCACCAGCGCGCGCAGCCGGGCGUGCUCUUCUUCGCCGACGACGACAACACCUACAGUCUGGAGCUCUUCCAGGAGAUGCGAACCACUCGCAAGGUCUCUGUCUGGCCUGUGGGCCUGGUUGGUGGGCGGCGCUACGAACGCCCGCUGGUGGAAAACGGCAAAGUCGUCGGCUGGUACACCGGCUGGAGAGCGGACAGGCCUUUUGCCAUCGACAUGGCAGGAUUUGCUGUAAGUCUUCAGGUCAUCUUGUCCAAUCCAAAAGCUGUAUUUAAGCGUCGUGGAUCCCAGCCAGGGAUGCAAGAAUCUGAUUUUCUCAAACAGAUAACAACGGUGGAAGAACUGGAACCGAAAGCAAAUAACUGCACUAAGGUUCUCGUGUGGCACACUCGGACAGAGAAGGUUAAUCUAGCCAACGAGCCAAAGUACCACCUGGACACAGUGAAAAUUGAGGUAUAAAUUGAAGCAGCAACUGGUACAGUUUUACCCAGCCAGUGGAUCCAUAUGGAAGAGGAUGUUUGGGGUUGAGGCUGCGGAGCAUUCAGGUAUUGUCUGUUUUACUUCAGUACAAAAGCCUUUCUUGUCAUCUGGAUGGACAUUUGUUUACAUGGAGCUUAUCCGUUAACAUAAGCUAAUUGGACGGUACAAAAUGUAUGUUUUGUCGUCAUUUGUUCUGCAUGUUUUCUCUACAACUAAAUUGGAAGAUUUUUGUACAGUACUGAUACUGCAAGAUACCACUCUGAGUAUCUUAUAUAUAUAUUUUUUUUUCUCUAAUUUUCCCUUAUAAUUAGUAGACCUGAACAGGUUUUAAAAACAGACAAGUAUUUUAUCAGGUAAACAUUCCUGAUUCCUGACUGUGCAACAUUAAUCUUUGGAAGGUUAGUGGCAGUAUACAUCAUAGGAAAUAACCCACAAAUGAAAAGGUCUAUGGAUUCAUCUGUUUAAUAUAGGGAAAUAACAUUUUAUCAAUACUAGGCACCAUAAAAUGUAAACACAAUUACUGUCAUAAACCUGGAUAUACCUUCAAGGAUUCAAAGUGGCUUUUAGUUACCCUGUUUGCAUAUAGUGCAGAAAAGGUCUUCAUGUUAGCACUAUGUACAUUAAGAAGAGAUCCAAAUUACACGAAAGGCAGAUAAAAUUUGAAUUCUUUAAACAUUCAUUAAACUAAGUUUUGGAGUAACAUCCAGGUUUAUCUUCCUUUCACUAACCACGUUCCCUGUUAAGCACAUCAUAACAACAGCACAGUGAAGUGAAUGAUGAAAUAAAAGAAUUUUUGAUACACUAGAAAACAGUGCUCAGUGAGACAUUUACAUUCUAUUUAUAUGAUUAAACAUUUGAUCAUACAGUACCUUCCUACAGGAUUACUGGCUAAUUUGGGGAUGGGGUUUAUACUGUUAGAGGUAUUACUAACAUGAUAACUACUUCCCUUAUAUGCAAACAUUAGAGCUAUAAUUUUAUUGACAGGAAAACUGAUUUUGCAAGUUGAGCAGCUUCUCAAGUAAUGCAGUAUAUGAAAUCAUGGGAAAUAUGAACAAAGCUGCCCUUGACAUAAAAUGGUUUAUCAACUUGCUUUUCACCACAUCAAAUUUAAUCAGUACAGACCAACACGGUCAAUCAGAUCAUUCUUAAUAUGAACAAAUGGGUAAAAAGAAAAAAAAUAUGUAUAUGAAUAAACAGGGGAACUAGAUGCAUUUUAGCAAGGAAUGUCAGGUGGUAGUUCUGGAUGAAACUUGUAUUGCAGUUUUCAUUUCCAUAGUUGUGUGCUGAGAGUCUGACCCGAUGAGCUUCCAGACCAUCCUGCUGUUGUGCUGGGGGGCUGGCCAAAACCCGCAGUAGGGGUUGCACUACUGAUACUCAUGCCAGCCAUUUGUUGAUUCAUCUGUGAAACACACAAAAGACUUAGUUCAAGAGGCUUACUUCAUUUCUAAUUCUUGUUUCUUUAGCCACAUAAUUGAUCAUAUUUUUAUUAAUGUGACAACUAGUCCAAGCACUGGAAUAAAAACAAAGUAACAUACAAACAUUUCUUAAAGUAAAUAGCUACUUUGUUCCCUUCUUGUUCUUUAUUUAUCUACUUUCUAGAUUCAAUUCCCCAAAGAUUAACCACAACUUAAAAAAAAUACCAAAGCAAUCUUGGAAUUUGUAUCUGGGUAUAUAAUGAGUCAGUUACUCUAACUUUCAACUACACUACGAUGUUGUGCUUUACUACUAAUGAGUAAGAAAAUUUUAGAAAGUAAAAUAGUCUAAAGUUAUCCUAUAAACUUUGUAUGAUAGCUGUUAUUCUGUUAAAAUCUUAAAUGGCUCUAAAUACUUCCUAAAUAUUUAAAAAGUGGUCAUAAAGCAUUUAUUUCUCUUGCUGAUCUACCAACAUAAACAUCUAAAAUUUAUUUUCAUUAUAUGCAGUAAAGUAUAAGAUUACAUGUAUUUUUCUUUUAGAGUCAAAUAUAUAUAUAUAUAUAUAUAUAUAAAAGCAUCUUAACCCUGUGGUUCUCUUACUUCCAAAACUGGUGAUAAGAGAAGGAAAAGCAAGAUUUAGUAUAUAGAUUGGAUUUAAAACUUACACUCAGAGUUAGACUGUGUUCCCAAUUUAAUAUAGUUGACUUAUUUACAGUUUCAAAGACACUAACAUGAACUACAUCACUAAUCAGGCAUAAGUGUCUGAAGGAGCAGAUCACAUCUUCAUACCUACUAAAGGACAUCUUAACCACCUUGCCGUUGGCCAGUAGAUUCCACUGAUGGAGUGCUGAAGAACAGCAUCACCGUUCUGCAUUAUUUGGAAGUAAGAGCGAAUGUUAACUCCUUCCUGGUUCAUCUAGCACCUUAACACUGGGCUAGGUGUGCUUCAGCAUGUUGACCAUGUGACUGACAUUUGGCACAUACAAUUUUUUAGAUUUGCAAUGGGUAAAGACCAAUCUCUUGCCUAUAUUCUGGUAAAUGGUGUUAGCAAAAUUAAUUGGGAUAGGUAGUGAUUGUGCUAAUGUUAGAAAUCACUCUAGACUAUUCCGUGAAUGCUCUAAAGGUAAAACAAGUGACCACACAGAAACCAAGAUUGCCAAAAUGCUGGAGCAACAUCAAUGGGAAGUAUAAAAGGAAGAGGAGUGGGAGCAUGAACCUAUCUAAGAGCCUUUACUGUGCAGCUAGAGAAAAGUCAGAACAGAGCACCCGAAACAGAAGUUGAUAACGUAGGUAGAAAUAGGAUUUUACAAUAUGAGGGGAUGUCUUGUUCACACCUUAUGGAAACUGAAUCUUUUUGUACUCUUUUAAACCAUAAAAGUCAUCACAGGGUAUGUAAAAAGAAAAUACAACUUUACAAAGGUUUUUGAACAAAAAUAAUUUUUACAGAGCCAUGGGGCAGUAACCAUAUGACCUGAAAAAUAGGCUCAGAUCCCUCAUAAAAUAGUGCUUUGAGAAUAUGAGACUAGAUUUUUUUUCUAAUAACAGACCCCAAAAUUAUUAAUGAAGAUUAGUUGUCUACGUGAGCUGUAAAAAAUGCCCCACCAGUAAGCUGAGUAAAGCUUAGUGCUAACCUCAGAGGUGGCAGAAAGGAAGUCUUUCAUGAUGGCUAAGAUAAUUUCUGGCCAUUAGCAAACAGAUUAGGGGUGUUCACCAUUAGGGUUACAUUACAAUUUGAAGUGAAAGACAUUUAACCUUUCUUUACAGAAUACUCUAAAACAGGACUAAUAACACAGCAUUUGUCUAUCUGAUACAACUUCAUAAUAUUUAUAGAUACUUUUGACCUUAUACAUAUUAUCCCUAUUAAACUCUUUCUGCCAAAUCUCAAGACUUAAAAAAAAAUGAUUUAGAAAAUAAAUCUGGUUUCUUUGAUUUGAGAGAAGCUAGAAAUUAAAUGACCCCUACCUGUGAGAGGCUCCACUGGGGCUGCUGAGCUUGCGGCAGGCCAAACUUACUCUGGGGUGCACCCAUUUGUCCCACGAUUCCUCCUUGGGGGCCAACAACAUUUUGAGGAAGUGGCAUCACACCAGUUUGUGCAUUUCCCAUAAACCCAUUGGGCAUGGGCAUGCCCACCAUCAUGCUUGGACUUUGCCCCAUCACGUUUCCUAUAAGGCCAGGAGCUGCAGCCACAGGUACACCCAUCGAUGGAAAACCCUGAAAUGCAGCUGGUGCUUGUGAGGUAAAUGAUAUAUUUGUGGUUCCCAUAAACACACCUGCACCACAAAAAGAAAAUGAAUGAAGACAGAGCUAUCAUGAGUAGUUGCACUCACCACUAUAAUCACAGGAAACUGUCUUUCUGAACUACUCACAGCAAACAUUUUCAUUCCAGUUUGGCUGCUCCUACUACUCAGACCAACCCACACCUAAACCCUGAGAGCUGGUUAUUUCUAGAAUGCAGACAAAUCAAUUAUUAACCUAAGUAAAUUUACUUAAGAAAUGUAAAUCCUACGCAACACCCACACAAAAUACCUUCCAUUGUGAAGACCAAACUAUGUAGCAUGACAUCAUACACUGUUUUUUUGCUGACUUGUACCACUGGUCUCCCAAUACCAAACACAGGCAAGUGAGAGCUGAUUAUAUCUGGCUUCAGUGGAUGUGGUGGGUGCCACACAGUUUUAGCUUGUAUGUGAAAUGCAGCUCAUUAUUUUAAAGGAAAUGGUCUGAAAGAUUAACACUCUGUAAACAAUAAGCCUUAGGCUAAUAUUUUGUUAUAAUUACAAAAAAAUUCAUAGAUCUUUUGGAAUCUGUGUGGUAACUGAAGAUUGCUUAUCUUCACAGAAAAUAUACUGUACACAAAGUCAUAAACUUCAUGCAAAUCAAGUUUCAAUAAUUCAUCAAAGAUAAUCUGUGUCCUGUAAGCUUGUGAAAUAGUGAUCUAUGAACAGCUUGUUAAUUCCAAAUAAAGUUCUGUUAAUCCUGUAAA
This is a messenger RNA of Cebus imitator (Panamanian white-faced capuchin), 6175 nucleotides long. RefSeq names its product beta-1,3-glucuronyltransferase 2 (gene B3GAT2). The record is from RefSeq and is a predicted model, not a curated record. The coding region runs from base 790 to 1761 and encodes 323 amino acids. Gene Ontology annotation, biological process: chondroitin sulfate proteoglycan biosynthetic process; carbohydrate metabolic process. Gene Ontology annotation, cellular component: Golgi membrane. NCBI's taxonomy places the organism in Eukaryota, Metazoa, Chordata, Mammalia, Primates, Cebidae. Gene Ontology annotation, molecular function: galactosylgalactosylxylosylprotein 3-beta-glucuronosyltransferase activity. The transcript is spliced from 4 exons.